Nanorana parkeri is the source of this 1382-nucleotide messenger RNA. RefSeq names its product multivesicular body subunit 12B (gene MVB12B). Gene Ontology annotation, cellular component: ESCRT I complex; late endosome. Lineage: Eukaryota; Metazoa; Chordata; Amphibia; Anura; Dicroglossidae. Gene Ontology annotation, biological process: regulation of epidermal growth factor receptor signaling pathway; virus maturation; viral budding. The record is from RefSeq and is a predicted model, not a curated record. Bases 134 to 1069 code for a protein of 311 amino acids. The transcript is spliced from 12 exons.
GCUGUUCGGCCUAGAAGACUGGACUCCGUUAACUGCUUCUGCUCUAGAAGGACCACAGAACUUUUCUUGAGACCUUGACCAUUACUGGAAAAUCCUCUCCCCCUCCGUCCCAGACCUCCCUCCUCUCCCGGCAAUGAACAGCUGCCUUUGCAUGAAAAGAAGGGACGAUUUUCCACGCUUAACAGAUAAUCCAAUAAUGCCUGAGGUUCGGGACCUUUCUGAUGCUCUCACUGAUCUGUCUAUGGAUCCUAUCACUGGUGUUGGAGUAGUAGCAUCAAGAAAUCGAGCACCCACAAGCUACGAUGUGGUCUCUCAGACAACAGAUGGUCUGGAUGCCGAUCUGUGGAAAGAUGGUUUAUUUAAGUCCAAGGUGACAAGAUACUUGUGUUUCACCAGAGCGUUCUCCAGAGAGAAUAGCCAUUUAGGGAAUGUGCUGGUGGAUAUGAAACUGAUAGAUAUCAAAGACACAUUGCCUGUUGGCUUUAUCCCCAUCCAGGAGACAGUGGACACACAGGAAGUUGCAUUUAGAAAGAAGCGUCUGUGCAUAAAGUUCAUCCCACGAGAUUCCACAGAAGCUGCCAUAUGUGAUAUUCGUAUUUUAAGCCGCUCUAAACAGGCUCCACCACAGUACACAUUUAUUGGGGAACUAAAUAGUAUGGGCAUCUGGUAUAGAAUGGGAAGAGUCCCACGUGCUCCAGAAUCUCCACAGCCUUCUACUCCUUCUUCUCCAACUGCAGUGGUCACAUCAGCAUCUGCACCAAACCUCCCAAGACAUAUAUCUCUAACUCUUCCUGCAACAUUCAGAGGUAGAAAUAACACUCGACCAGACUUUGAAAACCAACAGUCUAAUCUUUACGCUAUCUCAGCAAUGGAUGGAGUUCCCUUCAUGAUUUCUGAGAAGUUUGCCUGUGCAUCAGAAGCGAUGCAACAGGUUGACCUACUGGGAAUUACAAUUAAAUCUCUGGCAGAAAUAGAGAAAGAGUAUGACUACAGUUUCAGAACAGAACAAAGUGCUGCGGCCCGUCUGCCCCCCAGUCCUGCCCGCUGCCAGCAGAUACCCCCACCAUGAGAAAGAGAGACACAGAAAACGGAUUUGGCACUCACAAAUACUACUGAGCAGAACCCAUUGCUGCUGACCCUGACUUCUAACUCUUAACCUGACGGUAGAAAUGAAGAGUUGGUGGAUUUUUUUCUAACAGAAUCAGUUUUUUUUGUAUUGAUAUUUUGUAAAUAUAACUAUUAAAAAAAGAAAAAAAUACUUAUGGAGUUGUAUUACCAGUUGUGGGCCUGUCCUGGCUCAGCACCUACAGUGUUACCCAGUAGUAUGUCUGCACACUUCCAGUCUCUAUAGGGGUGCCACAAUGAGCAUGUUUAAAAUAACA